AUGACCGCGGAGGUGCCCGGGUACGCCGUGCGCCGGGGCAGGUGGAAGGGCAUCGUGCCCCACUGCAGCCAGAACGACACGCUGGAGCCCCACGUGUCGGACUCCAUGAUGCUCUUCGACCUCGACAGCGACCCAUCUGAGACCACCGACGUGUCCUCGGUGCACGCUGACGUCGUGGCGUCGCUGAAGCAGCUCGUGAUCUCCGAGUCCCUGUCGUGCCAGUGCUACCAGGGGCCCUGCAGAGGCACGCAGGGCUCGUGGAGCGUGACUUGGGAACAGUUGGCUCUGUGCAGAGCCUGCGUAGACUCGCAGGCCUGCACGAUGGCGCUGACGUUCGCCUUCUUCCUGGUCUACCUGCUGCACGCGCUGCUGCGGUCGACGGUCGAGCUCUUCGGCGGCAUCCCCGGCGCCGUGCGCCACGGGCACGACGCCAGCAGCGUCCGCGAGUGCGUGCUCGGCUGGGAGCAGUGCCUGAAGAUCUGCACGUACACUGUGAAUUUGGCGCCCAUGCUCUGCAUCCUCUUCAUGGCGGCGCGCAUGCGCGCCCUGCAGAUCGACCCCAGGUCGGGGAGGCCGCAGUGGUGGGCGGAGAGCUGCUUCUACUGGUGCACGGCCUCCGUGAUCGCCCACGUGCUGAUCGUGUUCCUGGCGCAGGUGGCGGGCAUCCAGCCCGAGAUGAGCCCCGCGGUGCAGGCCUGCCUCCUGCCGCUGGGCCUGCGCCCGGCGGGCCGGAGGAGCUCCGACGACAAGCUGGGCCUGUCGCCCCCGCCCGUCCCGAGCUCGCCCCAGGAGUCCAGGCUGGCGCUGCUGGCAGUGUGCGCUCGUGCCCGCGAGUUCGACCCCGCGGGCGUAGAACGUGGCACAAAGGGCUGGGGCUACGUCAGCGUGGUAAACGAUCUGGCCGCGAGAGUGGACAUGCCAGUGAUGGUCAUCAACGGCAUCGCCGAUGGGCCAACCAUGGCUGUCACCGCAGGCCUCUAUCCGCUAGAGUACUGCGGCAUCGAAGCAGCGGGGCGCUUGUACGCCCAAGUGGACCCAGAGCAUCUGUCUGGCAAGCUAGUCAUCGUGCCAGUGGACAUCAACGACCUAUUCCCGGGCGAUCCCAAGGGUACUGUGUCGGACGUGUUAGCACACAAGCUUUUCACCGAUGUGAUCUUGGCCGCCGACGCACACGUGGAUCUGCGUGGAGGCGAGGUCACGGAAUCCCACUUGAUGCACACCAUAUAUCUGGAAGGUUUUGGAAAUUUGACCACGACUGUGAAGGAGAUGGCGUCACUCUUUGGCCUCCCGUACUUGAUAUAUGAGCCAGAGUACCGCCGUCCCGGCCCACUUAUAUAUGAGGCUAUGGCUCGCGGAAUUCCGUCAAUUGUCAGCGAGUCGGGCCUCGGCUAUAAUCCGCAGCCAGGUGAAAAGCAAGUUCUCGGGCACGUCGUUGGCGUCACGAAUCUGAUGACGCACUUGAAGAUGGUCGAUGGUAAUGUGACCCAUCCAGACCGUCAGCACUUCCUCCUGCCAGAACGCGUGGAGGUCCAGGUCUCCGUCGGGGUCCACAUCGGGAUCGGCGGGGUCUCCGUCGAAGUCCUUGUCGGGGUCGGCGGGGUCUCUGCGGGGCUCUCUGUCGGGGUUGUCGCGUCUCUGUCGGGGUCGGCGGGGUCUCUGUCGUGGUCUCCGUCGGGCAUAGCGAGCGUGCUGUCAGUGAUCUGUUCCGAGCUCCGCGCGUGCGAGCUGGUCCCGGCGACGGGGCCCGAGGUCUCCGAGGCCCAGUGCUUCAACGCCGCGGCCGGGGCCCGCAGGCCGCACUUGCCGCGCCCGCUGGCACUGCUGCUGGCCUGCGCGGCGGUGCCCGCGGAGCCGCGCGUGGCGCUGCAGGUGGAGUACGGCCUGUCCAUGCAGCCUCUGGUCUGGGCCCGGGUGGGGGCGCAGCGCCUGCAGCUGGUCUUCGAUUCGUCCUCCGCGGACAUGCUGGUCUUCGUGGGAGAGGAGGGCGCGUGCUCCGACCGCUACAAGCGUCCCUGCUACUCCUUCCGGGCGGGCCUCGCCGGCGGGACGCUGCGGUUCUGCCAGGACUCGUCGAAUUGCGACCAGCUCUUGGAAAGCGUGGAAUGCAAGAACACCACCUCCAAGCCGCACUUCAAGAAGUCGAACCAGGGCGACCUCUCAAUAUGCGGGCUCCUGUACCACGAGAGGAGUGUCGAGGCGCUCGAGGAGGUGGAGAUCGAGCUCCAGGGGACGGCCGCGGGACAGGCGGCGUGGAGGGACGCGCCUGCGCGGCUGCUCGUGGAGCCGCUGCAGGCGUCCGCGCCCGACAGGGGCCCGCCAGGCUACAUGCUGGGCCUCUUCGAGGGUGCGGGCGGCAUGUUGGGCGCGGCCGGGCCCACGCUGAGCUGCCGCAACGACAGCGCGUGGAAGCGGCUGCUGCAGCACUUGAACGCGACCGGCUUCGUGCUGGACCUGCAGCCGCCGCCGCACGCCUGGGCCCCCCCUGGCCGAGACCCGCCGCCGGCCAGCUCCUUCUGGGAGGCGGCAGCGCUCGAGGCGGCGGACGAGCAGCCCAGCGGCGAGGUUACGUGUGUAGUCGACGUGGGCCAUGGGCGCUUCCGGACAUCCGCCAGCCUGCUCGGGGACGGUUUCGCGUGUGCCAGCCGGGAGAAGACGAUCGACGGGCAGGAGGGCGCCGCGUGGCCGGAGGGCCUCGUGUGGAGCCAGCCCAAGACGGGGGGGGAGCCGUUCAACGACGCCCUGCACACGUUCCUGAUGUUCCACCCGACGGUGUGCGGGGUGGAGCUGCUCCGCAACGUGUCCUCGCACUGGCUGGUGAUCAUAGACACGUCCGGGCCGUGCCUGACGUUGCCCCCCUUCAUCUUCGACAGCGUCCGCGCGCACGUGCCGAUGGACUGCCCCUUCGAGGUCGGGGAGAUGGCGCGCGGCCGGCUCUGCUCCCCGAGGCGGGAGUUCACGGGCAGCACCUCCCUGCCGUCGCUGCGCUUCCAGCUGGACCCCCCUCCCCCGUGCCCGCCGUGA
Prorocentrum cordatum is the source of this 3021-nucleotide messenger RNA. Lineage: Eukaryota; Dinophyceae; Prorocentrales; Prorocentraceae. The record is from the annotation of a GenBank genome assembly.